AGCAAACACCCCUCCUUCGCCUCUCCCAACACCAGCAACCACUUAUUUCCUCCAACUGAACCUGAGCCCCUCUCACGCCACGAAUCCCAGGUACGUACUUCUUUCUGAAAGCCUCUUCUUGACCAAUUGACUCAACACCAUCUCCAUCACCUCCAAUUCCCUUCCCUUGAUAAGCCACCGCAAUCCCCCCCUCCCCCUCGCUUUCGCCUGCUCCGGUCUCGUUGCCCUACAAUAUCCCUCACACCCCACCUUAUUUUUUCUUCUGCUGGAUCCCGACAGCUCCCAAGCUUCUGCCACCUCACAUCAACUGACAAUCUUUUUACCACCAGAACUACAUAAGGUAUCCCUCCAUCCUCAUCCAUUCCACUCUGCUGCCUAGAAUUUAUUGUCAAUAACUAACAAUUCCUCCUCCCCAGAAAUCGUACAUCAUGGCCAUCACCAAGAUCCACGCUCGUUCGGUCUACGACUCUCGGGGAAACCCAACCGUCGAGGUCGACGUUGUCACCGAGACUGGUCUUCAUCGUGCCAUCGUUCCUUCCGGAGCUUCCACCGGUUCGUCCCUACCCAUUCCACAAUCCCCGAGACGAAGCUGAUUUGAGAUGCCAUACAGGUCAACACGAGGCUGUUGAGCUCCGUGACGGAGACAAGGCCAAGUGGGGUGGAAAGGGUGUCACAAAGGCUGUUGCCAACGUCAACGACAUCAUUGGCCCAGCUCUCAUCAAGGAGAACCUGGAUGUCAAGGAGCAAUCGAAGAUCGAUGAAUUCUUGAUCAAGCUCGACGGAACUGCCAACAAGGGAAAGUUUGGUGCCAAUGCCAUUCUUGGUGUCUCUCUCGCUGUUGCCAAGGCCGGUGCUGCUGAGAAGGUAACAGAUUCUGAUAUGGAUAUGACGAUGUUCAGGUACUGAUACUGACUUUCGUAGCAAAUCCCUCUUUACGCCCACGUUUCCGACCUUGCCGGUACCAAGAAGCCAUAUGUUCUUCCAGUUCCUUUCAUGAACGUUCUCAACGGAGGGUAUGUCAAACGCAAUAUAUUUAAACACAAUAAAAUAUAUUGCGAUCACCAAACUGACAUAACAUAGAUCCCACGCUGGUGGACGCUUGGCAUUCCAAGAGUUCAUGAUCGUUCCAUCGUAGGUUUUUCUGACUGAGAGCCAAAUAGGAAAUUCUAACGACGUCUAGAUCCGCCCCAUCCUUCACCGAGGCUCUCCGUCAAGGUGCUGAGGUCUACCAAAUCUUGAAGGGUCUUGCCAAGAAGAAGUACGGACAAUCCGCUGGUAACGUCGGUGACGAGGGUGGUGUUGCACCAGAUAUUCAGACUGCUGAGGAGGCUCUUGAGCUUAUCACCGACGCCAUCGAGCAGGCUGGUUACACUGGAAAGGUCCACAUUGCUAUGGAUGUCGCCUCAAGCGAGUUCUACAAGGAGGACGUCAAGAAGUACGACUUGGACUUCAAGAACCCAGACAGUGACCCAACCAAGUGGCUCACCUAUGAGGAGCUUGCUGCUCAAUACCAGUCCCUCGCCAAGAAAUAUCCAAUUGUCAGCAUCGAGGAUCCAUUCGCCGAGGAUGACUGGGAGGCAUGGAGCUACUUCUACAAGACCUCCGACUUCCAAAUUGUCGGUGAUGACUUGACUGUCACCAACCCUAUCCGUAUCAAGAAGGCUAUUGAGCUCAAGUCUUGCAACUCUCUCUUGCUCAAGGUCAACCAAAUCGGUACCCUCACUGAGUCUAUCCAGGCUGCCAAGGACUCUUACGCCGCUGGAUGGGGUGUCAUGGUUUCUCACCGAUCUGGUGAGACGGAGGAUGUUACCAUUGCUGAUAUUGUCGUCGGUAUCCGAGCUGGACAAAUCAAGACUGGUGCCCCAGCCCGAUCUGAGCGUUUGGCCAAGUUGAACCAAAUCUUGAGAAUAGAGGAGGAGCUUGGUGACAAGGCCAUCUAUGCUGGUGAGAAGUUCCGAACUGCCGUCAACUUGUAGAUUGAAAUUGGUUUUGGCGAUAGGUUGGCUUGUGAGCAGGCUUGUGAUCAUUGAUGAAGUGAUCCGGGAUUUCCAAAAAGGCUCGUUGCUCUGAUAUUUAAUGCUCGA
This is a messenger RNA of Hymenoscyphus albidus, 2084 nucleotides long. Lineage: Eukaryota; Fungi; Ascomycota; Leotiomycetes; Helotiales; Helotiaceae. The record is from the annotation of a GenBank genome assembly.